CAAAGGCGUGUCCUGCGUGUGUGGAUUCUGUUUAGUGUAUGCGCGCUCACGCAUAGAUUUAUGAGUGGCGCUUCAUGCGGUGGCCGUCCGCUUCUCAGACAGCUCAACGUCACACUUCAGCAGCAUGUCUGAGCUCCGUAGCCGGCAGGAUGUCUUCGCCAAGCCCAAGGUUGAGCUUCACGUGCACCUCGAUGGAGCCAUCCGACUGCAAACAAUUCUUGAUGUCGCGAGGAGACGCGGCAUUCCUCUGCCUGCCACGACAGUCGAGGAUCUGAGGCUGCACAUCGUUCUCCGGAAACCGGCCACGCUCACUGAGUUCCUGGGAAAGUUUGCAGAGUACAUGCACGUUAUUGCUGGAGACCGAGAUGCCAUAAAGAGACUCGCCUUCGAGUUUGUGGAAGACAAAGCUAAGGAAGGCGUGAUUUACGUGGAAGUCAGAUACAGUCCGCACCUUCUAGCCAACUGUCACGUGGAUCCCAUCCCGUGGAAUCAGGCGGAGGGUGAUCUGAGUCCGGACGAGGUGGUCCGACUGGUCAACGAAGGCCUCAAAGAUGGGGAGAGGGCCUUCCAUGUCAAAGUCAGGUCCAUUCUAUGCUGCAUGCGCCACAUGCCAAACUGGUCAGCGGACGUGGUGGAGCUGUGUAAGAAAUAUCGCCACGAGGGAGUGGUGGCCAUCGACCUGGCGGGUGACGAGUCGCUCAACUGCGAGGCCUGCCCAGGACACAGGAGAGCCUACGAGGAAGCAGUGCGCUGCGGGAUCCAUCGAACAGUUCACGCGGGCGAGGUGGGCGCAGCCUGUGUAGUCAAGGAGGCUGUGGAGGUUCUGAAGGCUGAGCGCGUGGGGCAUGGUUACAGGACCUUGGAUGAUCGAGUGCUUUACAAGCAAUUAUUGGCUCAAAACAUGCAUUUUGAGGUGUGUCCCAUCUCCAGCAAGCUGACGGGCGCCUGCGAUGCCGACUUCACCAAACAUCCCGUCGUCACGUUUAGGAGAGACAAAGCCAACUACUCUCUCAAUACAGAUGACCCGCUGAUCUUUGGCUCCACCCUCCAGUUGGACUACUCGGUUGCACAAGAGCACAUGGGCUUCACUCACGACGAAUUUAAGAGACUGAACAUCUGUUCCGCCUCGUCUUGCUUCUUACCUGAAGAAGAGAAGAGCGAGUUACUGGGCAAACUCUACAAGGCCUACGGGAUGAUCCGGAACACGGCCUUCUGAAGCCUGACCUACCAGCUGCCAGCUGCUCCCGAACCUUAACCUUUACAGCCGACACACGAGAAUGUCUUAAUCCUCUUUACAUCACUGCAACCAUCUCAAGUGUGUACGAUGUUCUUACCUCAGUUUACAGGAUUUGCUACCGCUGCUUGGAAACAGGUGCAGAUGUGUGUUUUUUUUACAACAGUGUUGUUAUGCAGUAUUUCAAAACUAUGCAUGCGCACGUUUGUGCGUUUACAUCACGUGACAUGUCAGGGAUGCAUGUGAUACCUCAGCUCUCGACGUACACAAACAACGGGCCAUUGCUCAUGUAUUCACAUAAAUGCCACGUUGUUCCCAUGACAACUGCAAUGUGGAAAGCGAUGCGGUGCGGAAGAUACCAUUCACUGUGGAAGGGGAGUUGGAAGGAUCCAGACCAAAUAGCCUCAACAGGAUUUUUCUAUUUUUUUUUUUAAAUCAGAUAGAAAGAGUAUUAACCCAAAAGGCUCACUCGGUGCUGUACUCCCAAUUUUCACAAUAAAACUUGUUUUUUUGU
Messenger RNA from Syngnathus acus (greater pipefish), 1748 nucleotides. RefSeq names its product adenosine deaminase (gene ada). The transcript has 11 exons. Gene Ontology annotation, cellular component: external side of plasma membrane; cytosol. Lineage: Eukaryota; Metazoa; Chordata; Actinopteri; Syngnathiformes; Syngnathidae. Gene Ontology annotation, molecular function: adenosine deaminase activity. Gene Ontology annotation, biological process: inosine biosynthetic process; hypoxanthine salvage; purine ribonucleoside monophosphate biosynthetic process. Bases 125 to 1216 code for a protein of 363 amino acids. The record is from RefSeq and is a predicted model, not a curated record.